Molecule: messenger RNA, 2227 nt
Organism: Ictalurus punctatus (channel catfish)
Lineage: Eukaryota; Metazoa; Chordata; Actinopteri; Siluriformes; Ictaluridae
Gene: lnp1
Product: leukemia NUP98 fusion partner 1
Exons: 4
Source: RefSeq, a predicted model, not a curated record
AGACUUGAAACCCAUGUGUCUUACAGACCUGACCUAAACGAGCUCGGAGAUCAGAUCAUCUGCACGUCUUCAGAGCCUCGGAGCUCCUUUCCAUUCCCCCUGCGUUCUAGUCGGUACCUCCGAGUUUUCCCGUCAGGAGCCCCAGCGAGAGCUCCACACACCCCGGCCUCCAAGCUGUCUCUGCGUCUGUUCCCUUCCAUCAUCGUGGACAACGACGAUGACGACGAUGGAAACUUCACCAAAUGGAUGAGCAGCUACUGGGGACACGGAGGCAGAGACGAGCGAGCUAAGGAGCGCAAGAGGAGCUUCAGGAGGUCCAGACAGUCCACGAGUGACCGCCGGGCUUCACUGCCCUGCAUGUCCCAGCUGGAGGCCAUGCGUCUGAAACAUCCUUCGACUCCCAGUCACUUAAAGAGCCAUGAGGAGAAGGAGGUGCGGUCCCACCCUCACGCUCGCCGCGUCUCCUCGGACGAAUACAGAGGGAAUAAAGCUGUCGGAGCUGAGAGUCGCAUCAGCACCGUCCCUGAGCUGACGGAGUCCUUCAAGAGGAUGCUGCGCUUCCGCAACCACAGAGUCCCGUCACUGACUGAUUCGGAUAGCGCCUGUCUGAUCUGCCGUGAAGAAAUGCGCAGGAGAGGUGGAGAACCAGGAAGAUCAGGCCAAGAACUUCACUGUUCUCAUCGCCUCCAUAAAGAGGUGAGGAGGCUGGAGCAGGGUGCGCGUCGACGUAGCCAGAGUUCUGCCGCUGUGCGUGAAAACAGGAAGGAAGUACCAUUCUGCAGCGAGCAGGAAGAACACCGUCUGCCCCGCCAACAUCGGUCUCUACGCAGACAACGCUGAGCUGAGACACACCGAGCAUUUCGAUACGAGAUCGCAGUCAUGACUCAAUUCUUUCUCAGUAAAAUCUUUCCUUCCUUGCUUUUUAGGCAUUUUUUUUUUGUUCUCUAAUUUUCCUUAUACGGGUAACGCUUCCUAUUCUUGUUUCCUGUUUCCAUGGUACUUAAUUUGUCAGACCUGUUCUUUUGUGUGGUACAGGUGUGACUAAUUAAGUCAGGGAUUGAUUAGAUGUAGGAUCUCAGCUACAUUCCUAGUAUAAGAAGAAAAUUCAAACUUCUGCAUAUUCAAUUCAAUUCAAUUUGAUUUGUAUAGCGCUUUUUACAAUAGACAUUGUCUCAAAGCAGCUUUACAGAAAUAUCAACACGGUAUACAGAUAUUAAAGGUGCGAAUUUAUCCCAACUGAGCAAGACACUGAGUGGCGACGGUGGCAAGGAAAAACUCCCUAAGAUGUUUUAAGAGGAAGAAACCUUGAGAGGAACCCGACUCAGAAGGGAACCCGUCCUCAUCUGGGUAACAACCGAUAGUGUGAAAAAGUUCAUUAUGGAUUUAUAUGAAGUCUGUAUGGCGUUAGGAGCAGCCGUAGUCCCAGCAGUCUGGAAUUAGAGAAGAUUUGAGCUCCAUCCAGAGGCAGAAAGGAUCUGGAUCUCUAGUAUCUCCAUAAAUUCUAUCCCUGUUUUUUUUUUUUUUUUUUUGGCUUAAAGGCGAGUGCUCGAGUUUAAACUCAGUGGUUUAGACUUUAUUGAGAAACCCCAUGUUAGCGUGAACUACGCGAAACUGAUUUUAACAAUAUGAAUGCCACGCCCUCAAAAAUCGAGCUAAGCUGCCGCGUAACUCAACUCUGAAUAUGUGUAACUUUCUCCAUGCAAAUAUUCAUGUAACCUUUGGAGUUACGUCGCUAAAUCUGUUACAUACCUUCAAUUCUGCAGAUUAAUAAGCAAGCAUCCAUAUAUAUAUAUAUCUGGAAAUACAGAUUCCAUAUGAUGGGAUUUAUGUAAAUUUUAUGUAAAGUCAUUUGGAUCAUUUUCUACUUAUCCUCAUUUCCUCCUCAUAACAAAUUCCAGUCUUCUUCUCUUGCUCUCUCUCUCUUUUUCUUUUCUUUCUUUUUUUUUUUUUACUAUUAAUAAACCUGCUGCCCUUUUACAUCAUGUCAAAAAGGUUUGAAAUUUGUGUCAUUUUUUUUUUCUAUACAAUUACAGCAUCCAGUUCAUUUAAAUAUCCAUAAGUUCAUUGUAUAUAUUGUUUGCAAUACCUUGAAUGGUGUGAGUUUUCUGAUUUAAUCCUAUUCUCGACAAUAUACUGUACUUUAACCCAUUGUUUCUUGUUUUUUUUUUUUGUUGUUGUUUUUUUACUUUUUACCUACUGUAAACACAACCGCCCUGUUCAUUGGGAA